Messenger RNA from Vicia faba (fava bean), 342 nucleotides. Lineage: Eukaryota; Viridiplantae; Streptophyta; Magnoliopsida; Fabales; Fabaceae. The record is from the annotation of a GenBank genome assembly.
AUGAAAGACGCAUCGCUUCCUCUCAUCUCAUUAAGCGAGGAGAUUGAGUUGAAAUCACUUGACUGGCUUUUCAUUAUUUUAUACCUUCCAGAUGCUAUACUAUUUUUCCACACUAUACCUUCCUCCCUCCUUCAUUCAUCACAAUCACCUUUUUAUCUUUCUUGUUUAUCCUUUUUCCUAUGUGGUGUACAUAUAACUUCAACCACUACAACACCUUCUUCAAACUUCCCCUUCAUUCUCCAGUUUUCAUUUGAAUCUCAAUAUACUUCUCUAUCUUUCGUUUGUUUUGCCACAAAAUUACAACAAGAACCCCUCUAUUACUUCAAAUAUCUGAGUAAGUGA